This is a messenger RNA of Racocetra persica, 308 nucleotides long. The record is from the annotation of a GenBank genome assembly. Lineage: Eukaryota; Fungi; Glomeromycota; Glomeromycetes; Diversisporales; Gigasporaceae.
AUGAUUAAAAAUAAUGAUGAAGAUAUUGUUGUUCAUUCUUCAAGCUUUGAUACAAAAUAUAAAAAACAAAAAAUAUCUAAUACAUACAUAUCAAGCUUAGAAUUCUCUCAAUCUGAUAAAUUUAAUUCUACUGAAUAUGAUAAUCUAGUUGAUAGUGAUAAUAAUAAAUCUGAUAAAUAUUAUAACUUGGCUAAUAGUGAUAAUGAUACUAUAACUAAUAAGGAUAACAAUCUGAUUAAUAAAAAAUCUUCAAUUUUACCAAACAAAUCUACUAAUAUAUCAAAUUUACCAAAUCUAAAAGAAAUAAA